AUGGUGGUCCCAUGUGGAGAUGGGUCCCCCUGACCCCAUCCUGGGGGUGACAGAAGCUUUCAAGCGUGACACCAACUCCAAGAAGAUGAACCUGGGUGUGGGGGCAUACCGGGAUGACAAUGGGAAGCCAUAUGUCCUGAACUGUGUCCGCAAGGCGGAGGCCGUGAUAGCAUCCAAGAAGAUGGACAAGGAGUACUUGCCCAUUGCAGGGCUAGCAGAUUUCACGCGGGCAUCCGCAGAACUGGCUCUGGGUGAAAACAGUGAAGCUUUCAAGAGUGGCCGGUAUGUCACUGUGCAGGGUAUUUCUGGGACUGGAUCUCUGCGAAUUGGAGCCAAUUUUUUGCAACGGUUCUUCAAGUCUAGCCAUGAUGUGUAUCUACCCAAACCGUCCUGGGGCAAUCACACACCCAUUUUCCGUGAUGCUGGCCUGCAACUUCAGGCUUACCGCUACUACGACCCCAAGACAUGCAGCCUUGACUUCUCUGGAGCCAUGGAUGACAUUUCCAAAAUUCCAGAAAAGAGCAUCAUCCUCUUGCAUGCUUGUGCUCACAACCCCACUGGGGUGGAUCCCCGGCAGGAGCAAUGGAAGGAGUUGGCAGCUAUGGUGAAGAAACGGAACCUCCUUGUGUACUUUGACAUGGCCUACCAGGGCUUUGCCAGCGGGGACAUCAACCGGGAUGCCUGGGCUGUGCGGUAUUUCAUCGAGCAGGGCAACAAUGUCAUCUUGUCACAGUCCUACGCCAAGAACAUGGGGCUGUAUGGAGAGCGUGCGGGUGCCUUCACGGUGAUCUGCAGUGAUGCAGAGGAAGCCAAGAGGGUCGAAUCACAGCUGAAGAUCCUCAUCCGCCCCAUGUACUCCAACCCACCCCUGAACGGAGCCCGCAUCGCCUCUAUCAUCCUGAACACCCCUGACCUUCGGAAGGAGUGGCUUGUGGAGGUGAAGGGCAUGGCUGACCGGAUCAUCAGCAUGCGGACUCAGCUGGUGUCCAACCUCAAGAAAGAGGGAUCCUCCCACAACUGGCAGCACAUCACUGACCAGAUCGGCAUGUUCUGCUUCACAGGGCUGAAGCCUGAGCAGGUGGAGCGGCUGAUCAAGGAGUUCUCCAUCUAUAUGACAAAGGACGGACGAAUCUCUGUGGCGGGAGUUACGUCGGGCAAUGUAGGUUACCUGGCUCAUGCCAUCCAUCAAGUCACAAAGUAAAGACAAAGGUGUGCCCUGGAGCUGGUGGCCUUCCCUUCCCCACUGGUCAAAGAUGGGGAGGGAAGGGAAACAAGCAGAAUACUUCCAACCACAGCACUUGACGCCGCUGCUGAAUGUGUCUUGUAGAUGAGUUGUUGUAGAAGCCUAGUCAAAACCAUCCUGCAUUGUGGAGCAGGGACAUUGUUGCUGGCUCCCGCUUGUCACAGCUGUUCUCCCCUGUCCAUUCAUUGUCCAUCAGCCCCAGCACCCAUCUGCACUGGAGGAAGCAAAUGCUCUAGCAUUGCCAUCCUACCAGCACCAAAGGCUCCCCCACACUUGUUUCUCCAUGAGAAGGCUUUGUGAGGCUGUUGGCCACUGGCCCAAGCAGCAGUGGGCAGGGAGCUGAGUGGGAGAACUGCUCAGGUGUGCCCCUACCACCUCCUCAGCAGGUCCCUGCUG
Pelecanus crispus (Dalmatian pelican) is the source of this 1639-nucleotide messenger RNA. The record is from RefSeq and is a predicted model, not a curated record. NCBI's taxonomy places the organism in Eukaryota, Metazoa, Chordata, Aves, Pelecaniformes, Pelecanidae.